UCUUCCUACUCAUUUUUUUUUUGGGGAAGAGUAGGCCCAGCAUUUCUGAAUAAGUCGAGGCAAGUUAAUGGUAUGUAUGUAAGUUUAGAAUAGCCGAGAAGUGUUAUAUUCUGUUAUUCAUUACGUGUCCCAUCUGCUAAUGAAUAAUAAUCAGGAGCCCAUGAUCGAAACUUUCAAGUUUCAACCGAGUAAUCAUAGCAAAGGAAUACUUCUGGCAUUCAAGUAGUACUCAAAUACACAUAACUUGGCAUCUGGCAGUAUCUUCGUAUAUGUUUCCUAUUCAAACUUUAAUACCCAAACUUUUAUAAAUAGAGAUAUCAAGAACCCCUUUCACAGAUGCAAUUUCGGCCAAGAAGAAAUAUUAAAGGCAGAAGACUAAAUUGAUUAAGGUGAGCUUAUGUAUAUUUUAACACAUCUGCCUUUCCCCGUUCUUUUCUCUUUUUGCAGGGACCCUUGAGUUUACAGUAAGAUAUAUUGCAAUAGAAGGGCUAAGGCUGCCAGUCUGCUACAAAAUCCCGGUGGAGUAGAUGUCGGGUCUGAAGCUUUGGCAUGGCCGUCAAUUGCUAUCUUGUUUCUGUUAGUAUUGCUGAGUUCGAGGUUGACUUCCGAUGGUGGGCAAUAGACCGAGGCUUCAAGGAGGAUCUUUGCGGGCAAGUAUCAAAAGCAAGCUGGCCGCCGAUUGGGUUUCGAUAUUUCGAUGAGCAAAGUAGAAUCACUUCAAGUUUGCUGCGGUUGGUCCUUCCAAUUUCCCCUGCCAUAUGGACGUUCGUCAGAGAAGAAGUGUUGCUGAGAUUCAGAAGUCGCCGGCCAGAAUUCGAAUUGAUGUCGAUGACAGGGACCACUUUUGUUGAUGUUUGAAGACAGGAACGCCGUUUUCACCGGAGUGAGGACGAGAGGAGUUACUGUUGCCGCCAGAGAUCGAUGGCAGAGGCUGAGACAACGACCCUGCUGCUGAUUUUUUUUUCAUGUUCGCCAAGAAGGAGACGGAUGGAUUGCAGCUUUUGGUCUCGUGUUUGUGCGAAGAAGAUGACAAAAUAUGAGACUAGUUCUUUUAAUAAACAUUGGGCCUUUUGGGCCUAUUUAUAAAUUGAGCCUUUCAUUUUUUUAUGGGCUAUCUUCAACAAUGAGGAGCUCUGAAAUGAUACUGAGGCCAGAUUUUC
Molecule: messenger RNA, 1160 nt
Organism: Cuscuta europaea
Lineage: Eukaryota; Viridiplantae; Streptophyta; Magnoliopsida; Solanales; Convolvulaceae
Source: the annotation of a GenBank genome assembly